AUGUCACAGACUCAUGAUUCAAUUCCUAGUCCUACAACGGGACUCAUGAAUAAACCAGCUACUGGAACAGAUCUUCUGAAACCUUCCGCGGCUCAGGAUGAUGAGGAGCAUGUUGAUUAUGACGACUUCCCAACUGGUGAUGCAGCUGACGGAGAUAGAGGCAAUGAGGAUGCUGAUGUUGGUAACAUGUCAGGUGGUGGUGAAGGUUCACCUUCUCCAGAGACUACUGCUGCUGAUGCUUCCGAGCCAGAACCUGCUCAGGUGUCUGCUCCUUUAGAAGAACAACAUUUACCUGGUUCUUCUACGACAACUGCUUCUCCUGCAGCGUUGCCUGAAACUACUGCCGCAACUCCUCCUCUGGAACAGCAACUUGUGCAGGUGUCAGCUCCUAUGCAGGAACAGGCCCUACCUGCCUCAUCCACCGUAGCUGCUUCAUCUACAGCAGUGAUGAAGAUCUCGCUUGCGCCUACGGAGGCCGGUCCAAGCGAAUCUCCGGCGAGGGCAAUGAUGGCUUUGACUUCAAGCCCUUCGCAAUUGAAUGUUUCAGUUGCCUCUGCGACUUCUACACCCAAAUCACUUGUCAAUCCAUAUUUUGGCGCGUCCACUUCUGGGGUCGUAGAGUCGUCUUCCAUUGCUUUUUCUAGUCCAACGGACGCUCCUGACUUCCUCCAUAUGUCCUUGAGCUACUUAAACAGUCUCGUGCGGAAGGUGAUUGAGGUUGUCACAGCUGGUCGAAUGGGAAGGGGGGCCGAGCUUUCUUGCGAAGAGGCUGUUGUUAACACCCUUGGGGCUAAGAACGCAGACACUCUUUUGAACUACCGUAAGGAAGCUCAGGCUCUUGAAAGAGCGAAGAAGGAGGCAGCCGCUGAAGUGGCACCUAGUGAGGAUGAGCUGCGGAGAAAAGCUGAAGCCGUUGUGCGAGCCAAUCAUGAGGAGAAGCUCUCUGAUGCCAAAGCUCAACUUGCUUCUUUUGACUUGAACUUGUGCUAUUCUUUUGCUUAA
Molecule: messenger RNA, 1002 nt
Organism: Asparagus officinalis (garden asparagus)
Lineage: Eukaryota; Viridiplantae; Streptophyta; Magnoliopsida; Asparagales; Asparagaceae
Product: brain acid soluble protein 1-like
Exons: 3
Coding region: 1-1002 (333 amino acids)
Source: RefSeq, a predicted model, not a curated record